Molecule: messenger RNA, 2276 nt
Organism: Colossoma macropomum (tambaqui)
Lineage: Eukaryota; Metazoa; Chordata; Actinopteri; Characiformes; Serrasalmidae
Gene: tfap2b
Product: transcription factor AP-2 beta
Exons: 7
Coding region: 212-1555 (447 amino acids)
Biological process (GO): regulation of transcription by RNA polymerase II; regulation of cell population proliferation; anatomical structure development
Cellular component (GO): nucleus
Molecular function (GO): RNA polymerase II transcription regulatory region sequence-specific DNA binding; DNA-binding transcription factor activity, RNA polymerase II-specific
Source: RefSeq, a predicted model, not a curated record
GGACGGCACGCGCAGCACUCGGGCAGAGAAAGAGAGAGCGCGCGGCGCUGAAAGACAGAGGGCCAUGAGGAGUUAGCUGCGAGCAGCCGGAGAGAGAGCAACAUCUGCAGGCGCUCCCGCUCGUCUUCCCGAGCUCUGUGUGUACGAGUGCGUGCGCGCGCGUGUGCGUGCGUGUGUGCGUGUGUGUGUUGGCGAGCAGACUCUAGUCCAGAUGUUAGUCCACACUUACUCAGCCACGGACCGUCAUGACGGGGUCCCGGGCCACAGCUCGCGCCUGUCCCAGCUGGGCUCGGUGUCUCAGGGGCCCUACUCGAGCGCGCCGCCGCUCUCCCACGCGCCCUCCUCGGACUUCCAGCCGCCGUACUUCCCGCCGCCCUACCAGCCGCUCCCGCCCUACCACCAGGGCCAGGACCCCUACUCGCACGUGAACGACCCGUAUGCGCUGAACGCGCUGCACCAGCCGCACCAGCAGCACCCGUGGGGCUCCUCGCGCCAGCGGCAGGACGGCGGCGGCGCCGAGGCCGGCAGCGGUGGCUCCCUGCUCGCGCAGCCCCGCGCGGCGCUGCCGCAGCUGUCCGGGCUCGACCCGCGCAGGGACUACAGCGCCGUGCGCAGACCGGACGUGCUGCUGCACUCGGCGCCGCACGCGCUGGAAGCGGGGAUGGGCGACGGGCUGCUGCACGGGCUCGCGCACGGCAUGGACGACGCGCACGUUGUGGAAGACGCCAACAACAGUGGCAUGAGCAUCCUGGACCAGUCAGUUAUUAAAAAAGUGCCGAUGCCGCAUAAGAGCGUGGCCUCUCUGAUGAUGAGUAAGGACGGGCUGAUCGGCGGAGUCGCCUUGAAUGUGAACGAGGUGUUCUGCUCGGUUCCCGGCCGCCUGUCGCUGCUCAGCUCCACCUCCAAGUACAAAGUGACGGUGGGAGAAGUUCAGCGGCGCCUCUCGCCCCCAGAGUGCCUCAACGCCUCGCUGCUGGGGGGCGUGCUGCGCAGGGCGAAGUCGAAAAAUGGAGGCAGAUCUCUGAGAGAAAAGCUGGAAAAAAUCGGGCUGAAUUUGCCCGCGGGGAGACGCAAGGCGGCCAACGUCACUCUGCUGACGUCAUUGGUGGAAGGGGAGGCCGUUCAUUUAGCGCGGGAUUUCGGCUACAUCUGCGAGACCGAAUUUCCCACCAAGGCCGUGUCCGAGUACCUCAACAGACAGCACACAGACCCCAACGAGAUCCACUCGAGAAAAAACAUGCUGCUCGCCACCAAGCAGCUGUGUAAGGAGUUUACAGACCUGUUGGCGCAGGACCGCACUCCAUUGGGGAACUCUCGGCCGACACCCAUCCUGGAGCCGGGCAUCCAGAGCUGCCUGAGCCACUUCAGCUUCAUCACGCACGGCUUCGGCUCCCCGGCCAUCUGCGCCGCCCUGACCGCCCUGCAGAACUACCUGACCGAGGCGCUAAAGGGGCUGGACAAGAUGUUCCUCAACAACCAGACCUCCAACCACCACACCCCCGGCGAUGGGCCCGGCUCAAAAGGGGGCGACAAAGAGGAGAAGCACAGGAAAUGAGGCGCGGGGAAAAAGGAGGGCGGCCGUGGGGAUGACGAUGAUGAUGAUGAUGAUGGUGGCUCUGAGAGCGCUGCUUUAUGAGUCACUUUUCGACGGUGUCCAGAGAUUCUUUGUACUCGAGAUUUAUGACAUUAUGUUUUACGUUCUGUUGGGUUGAACGGCACAUUUGAGGAAGAAAAGAAGACAGAAGGGAGGGAUGCGGAAAGGAAAAUGAGACUUUUGGGACUCGACACUGCUGUGGCAUUCAUGCAAUGUGGUGCGUGUGUGUGUGUGUGUGUGUGUGUGUGUGUGUGUGUGUGGAUCACAUGAUGUAGCCUGUCGUUAUCCAGACCUCAAAUACAAAUCUGACAACAUUUGAGUUUUAUAACAUUUGAACAAAGCUCACCAUAAAGACACUCGAAACAACAUCAGACACAAACUCAACAAGAAAAUGCCAAUUAACACUCUUCAACCAGCACAUCCGACACAAUAAACUCACCAGUGUUAACAUCGACAUGUGCAGAAGUCAGAAACCAUCCUUCGUUUAUGUCAUUUCCUGUCAAAACAGCCAUUAAGUACAAGAUAUACUUAACAUAUUACACAGAAGCCUCAGCAACUAAAUCCAGUAUCAAUGUUUUCAGUAUUCAUUGUUAGCUUUAUUACCGCUUCCAUUCAUUUUGGAAGGCAAAGUUCAGUCUUAGAAGUUGGUUUUGCAUUUUCUGCUUCUCACAAUCCAAAUAAU